Messenger RNA from Meloidogyne enterolobii, 448 nucleotides. The record is from the annotation of a GenBank genome assembly. NCBI's taxonomy places the organism in Eukaryota, Metazoa, Nematoda, Chromadorea, Rhabditida, Meloidogynidae.
AAUGUUUAUUAAUCAUUACAAAUCCUUUUAUUCUCUUACCAAAUAUUCUGCAACCUUUUCUUAUCCUUUUUAUCAUUUUUCGUUAAUUUUCUAUUGGAGAUUUAUUUUAUUUUUAAUUAUUUCUAUUCAAAAUCAAGAGACUUUGGCUAUUUUUGCUGACUAUACAACUGUUCCCAAGGGCACAAAUCCUACACUUUACGAUGCCAACGAUUUUGUGGUACAAUUGGAUGACCAAUCAUUUAAUGAUACUGUAUUUUGUUUUGACCCAAACAAAAUUGUUUCGAAUUCUUUAUUUUUGGAGGAAAAUACAAAUAAUAAUUCAUUAAAUGGUUCAAUUAAAUCUAAUAAUAAUUUUGUUUCUGGAGAGGUACAAGCUGAAAUUAAUGGUCGUUGUACGAGCAUCAUAGUUGAAUUUUAUUCUGAUUGGUGUGGGCAUUGUAGAGCGUAA